Messenger RNA from Gordionus sp. m RMFG-2023, 5722 nucleotides. RefSeq lists its product as uncharacterized. NCBI's taxonomy places the organism in Eukaryota, Metazoa, Nematomorpha, Gordioida, Chordodea, Parachordodidae. Bases 1098 to 4910 code for a protein of 1270 amino acids. Gene Ontology annotation, biological process: regulation of transcription by RNA polymerase II. The record is from RefSeq and is a predicted model, not a curated record. Gene Ontology annotation, molecular function: RNA polymerase II cis-regulatory region sequence-specific DNA binding; DNA-binding transcription factor activity, RNA polymerase II-specific. The transcript is spliced from 5 exons.
UUAAAAUCAUUUGGUACACACCAAUUUCAAAAAGUAGGUUCGAAUUUUUUUAACAAAAUUUACCUAUUAAUCUAUUCUCAAAAACUGAAAUUCUAAUAAGGCAAACAUAAUAACUUAUACUCGACUCGAAGUAGGAGAAGGAUAUGAAUGAUAGCAUCCAAUAAUUCCUAACUCUCUAUUUAAAAAAACAGUAUUGGAAAUUUCCAAAUGACAGUAUUAAUCUCACCUUCUUAUAUCGAUAUUUUGUGAUAAAAUAGCAACGUUUUAAAAUAGUUUGAUUUUUUAUAGUAUUUGUAUUGUAAAACGUUCUGAUACACAAUUGUGAUUCCUUCUUAUAUUAUAUUCAAAAAUAAACUAUAAUUUGUUUAAUUUUUUUUGGCAUUUUCUAGAAUAUUUUUAUAUAGUGAUGUUUAAUAAAAUGCAAAUUAUUUCCCCCCCCCCCUAUAUAUCCUAAAUUAUCAGUAUUUUUUAUAUAUAAUAUAUUUCGUUUAAAAAAGAUUCGCACCUUUUAUAUGCUACACUAUUUAUUACUUAUAUUUUAUUGAAAAUUAUACGCAAAAUAAUUGACAACCUAAAAAAAACAAUGCAAUGCAACAACGUACAUGCCCGUUCCUUCCCCCCAUUAUAACGACCCUUGUAUUUUAUUUAUAUAAAUCAUUCACUUUUAUUUUGUUGAACCCGUAGGAUUUAAAUAUUGAUAGAGAAAGCCAUCUAAUUUUUUCUUUUCUAUCUGCCAUGAUUUCAAUAUGACAUUAUAAUUUUUAAAAAAAAAUUAAAAAGAAAAAGAUGAAUACAUUUAUUUAUCAUUAAUUAUUAAUAUCUCCAAAAAAACACUUUCAAUUUGUAUCCAUCAUGAAAAUAAAAAAUUUUUGCGAAACAUUUUUUCCCCAAUUUAUAAUUCACACGUGAUCGGGUCUUUCAUUUUUAUCGUUCCCUUUUUAAAUUCGGGAAUCGAAAAAAUAACUAAAAGUUUAAUUUUUUAAAAUAAAUGAUAAAUAUGACGUUUGACUUUUCUUUUAACGUACCGCGAAACGCAACCAUAGCGUAGCCAUUAUUUUUGAAGCCUACUUUUUGAUACGCUCGUUUACUUUCUUUUCAUGUUAAAUUCCGUGAGUCCCAAUAAAAUAUCCGCAUCUAACAACGCGUCUAACAAUGAAAUUCGUCAUUACUUUACACGCCACACCGAUUUUCUGUUCCUAACGGAUUCCCUUGCGGCGAAAUGUUGCGAUUCGUUAGAUAAGGACCGUCAAUCCGAACCCGAAGACUGUCAAUCUAAUCACGAGCAAGACCAGGCCUACACAAUUCAUUACAAACCGUCCCCCAACAAAUCCCGUUUCGUUUCUCUCCCCAUCAAAGAUGGCGUCAAAGAUCGGACCGAAAACGCGGAUUCCACCUUCGAAGAAAGACAUUUCGAGAGAUGUCCCGCGAAAGCUUUGGAUUCUUCCGGCGAUCGAGCCGAAAUCGACUAUCCGGCGUUCUUGGGUCGAAAUAUUAUAGGACCGAGAAAUAAGCCUAUCAGUCGUGAGCUAUCUUCACUCCCUCUUACGAAAAAUGGAUAUUAUCUCAACCAUAGAUAUUACCCGGUUCUUGGAAGUCGUAAACUUAGGGCAGCAGGGUCGUGCGAGUCUAGACAUUCGAUAGACAAAUUUUACAGCGACCGAUUUAGGAGGAAGUGGAAAGAGCCUCAGAGGAGUUUAAAAUUGGCUUCAAAAGGCUGGCCUCGUAAGAACUCGUUUAUCUUGUACAGAUGCGGAAUUUGUCACAAAUUCUUGUCUCACAAAUUAAGGACGGUCAAAAAGCAUUUGAUGUCAUGGUGUAUCAUAGAAAAACAAGUCAACAACGCUGAAUCAUGGGAUUCUGUUGAGACCGAAGCUAUGAUUACCAGAGUAAUCCUCAAUUCUCCUCAAAAACGAACCCUCGAAACCUUCAACUUUUUCAAGACUUCAAUUGAAAGCCCUGAUAUGGAUUUAGAUUUGUUGAAAUUAAUCGUCAAGUAUUCACCCUCUAAGUGCGCUCUUUCUCCUUUGCGCACAAGUAAAGCCUUGAAUCAACUCAAAACCGGUUUCAAGGAAGUUCUCAAUAGUGUAUCUAUUCGCGACGUGGAAGAAGAAGAUUGUCGUGUCUUAAUACCCAUUCAACUAUCACCCAAAGUAUUAAGGAUAGAAUCUAAUGAUAGUAAUAAGUCAAAGUCUCCUGUAAAGGUUAAAAGUGUGAGGAUCCUUACAAAUUCAGUGAAUAAAAGGAAGAAUUUUAGAAUAAUACAUCGGGCCCCUCCCUGUUCUGUUAUUUCAAAUAUAUUUCUACCCAGUGACACUUCUAUUGAAGGAAACAGCGGCCAUGCCCACGAUUUUGUAGAAAAUGAUUUGGCACUAGAUCUAUCACAAUCAGUCAAUAAUCAAAACUUACCUAAAGGCUCCUCCACCAAUAGCAACAACUCCGAUAUCUCUCCUUUAAGCUCGAUAGAAAAUUUACAAAUCCAAACUAAUUUCUCUGAGUAUAAUGGAACAGCCUCGUUGAAGAAUGGCUGUAAAGCGCAAAAUACUGACCCCUCUCUCUUCCCAAUCGACGCCAAAAGUCUCAUGAUGUUUAUGAUGUUUUCUCCAAGGGACAAUUCGACACCCUUUGCACUUAAUCAAGAACUUAAAAGUUUGAAUCAUCGGAAUAAGCUUGAAAUUUGCGAAAAUGAUGAGCAAUCUCCCAUGGAAAUGCAUACCGAAGUGAAUAGGAAAGAUUCCAGCUACAGAAAGUUGUACGAACGUUUUCUCGAGUUUCAGCAUUCUAAAGCAUCACACACACAAGACUCAUAUGCGAUUGCUUCAAAGCAAAACGAAUACUACAAUGGACAUCCCACCCUUAAAUCUCCUUCAGCUCAUGAUGCAUCACAUUACUCUGGCAUAUUAAACAAUCCCGAAUAUUUCUAUUACAAAAGCCUUUUAGAUUAUUAUUCGUUUUACCGAGAUGCUGAGGCCGCUCAGAGAAAGUUUUUUAUCGCUGAAAAUUCGGGUAUUGAUGAUCGCAAAAAUUUCUUGCCGGAGCGUGGACUAGAUAAAAUUUGCGAUCUCAACAAAUUCAAUAUCAAAGGCGAGUACGAUGCUAACCCGCCGAGCUCUUUUAAAGAAAGAACGUCUCUUCAAAUCAAAUAUGAUGACUAUGUAAACGGCAAUGGUUUUGAUUUCAAGAUGAACCGUAGCGAUUCUCGCAAUUUUUCCUUAUCCAAUUCCGGUUCUAAUCCUAACUGCAAUUUAAGCAACUCUCAUAGACGGCAGACCGCUUGCAACGGGAAGCACUUGUGUGUGGCUUGUGGAAAGCGUUUCAACACAAGCUACCACCUGAAGCGGCACUCGUACGUCCACACGGGGCUAAAACCUUACAACUGCGUCGUGUGUCUCAAGUCGUUCGCCGAGAGAAGUCAUUUCGUUAACCACACGUGUCGCAUCAAGCCUGGAGGGCAUCACAACCGCCUCAACAACUACCACAGCACAAUGGUUUCCAAUGACUAUAACGAUUCUAUUGACCAUAAUCGCGACUACGACCCCGAAUUUGCUGCGGAAAUGAAUGAGUACCCUUUGACACCCAUUGGAGACCACAAAAAACAUAACGGAGAUAGUGCUUACGAUGUUAAACGUGUCAAGACCGAGUUUGAGCCUUCAGCAAAUCUUCAAACUAACAUGAAACAUAAAUUUAGCAUUAAGGCCGAAACGACUCUACCUCCAGCGAUUGCCGCUUACAAAUGGAACCCCGUAAUUUGUACACCUUUCUUACUGGAAAACAUUUUAGCGGGCGAUGUUAACGGACAAAGAUCCGACGAAACUAAUAGUAGUAAUCAUAAUUUCAAGCUCACUCAACCUACGUUCUCCAGCUCUUGCUCCGGGUACAAUUAUAACUUGUCUGCUUACGCCAGCAAUUUCAAUGGUUCUUUGUUUUCAAAACCCGUCCAAACCCCGGAAUAUAAAUCUAUUUUUGCUAAUAACUAUACAGUGUCGACCAAGGUGCAGGAUGUGUUGGAUUGCAAUGGGAAAACGCAGAGGAACGCGAUUCGGGCUGAAGAUUUUUACCGUUACUAUAUGGCGAAUUUGGUCGCAUCUGGCCCGACUAAAGAAGUAUUAGUGUCAGAGGCAAAUAUCUCCACCAAGUUAAAUAUUAGCAACCCUUUCAAUUUGGAUGCCAGCUUUUACGCCAAUUAUCACCCGCUAUUCUAUAACCCAAACGAUGUAACACUUGAUAAAGGCUCUCCUUACUUUCCCAAAUUCAACACUUUCCAUCAUUUCGAAAAUCCGAACGUCUCCACCAAAACCGCCCCUUCCGUAUCAUGCGGUCAAGAUUUGAAAUGCCCGCACUAUCCUUUGAUUCCUCUUCCUGCAUAUAGUGGAGACGCCGAUUCGUUCGUCGUUAAAAAGUCCACAUAUAAAAGUACCACCCUUCAUUACCCUCUUAAUUUUGACUCAAACAUCAAACCCCUAUCUUACAAAUAUCCCUAUAACUACGUUGACAAGCAUAGCGAUAGUCUAUCCCUCAACAAUUUCAACAACUACCUAAAUUGCUUUAAUAACAACGACAACGAUUAUAAGCAACCGAACGAAUCCGCUCUUGAUCAUUUAUCACCCGUCGUAACGAAAAACAAAAGCAAUAAUGGUGGUAAAGGAACUGGAGCCCACAAAAAAUGUCGUGUCAAAAAGCUCCACCCGUGUGAUGCAUGUGGCAAAGAGUUUAGAGACAGUUAUCAUCUCAAAAGGCAUUACUAUUUACACACCGGCAAAAAGCCGUUCACCUGCGAGCGUUGCGGAAAAUCCUACGCAGAACAAAGCCACCUUCGCAUCCAUAAAUGCAAAGUGGCAGCGCCAGCUCUUCCUUUACCCUCUCCUAUCAUUAUACCUACCGAUGACGUUAUUCCAUCUAACUCUCUCCCCUAAUUGCAUUGCGCAUAUAAAAUUUAUACAAUAAAAGAGUUUGUUACUGGUGGGAGAACUUAUAAUAAUUUUCCUCUAUUUGAAGGAUUGGAUUGUUGCUAUUCACUAUUUUUCAUAUUUUAACUACCUUUUUUUUUUACUUAUUACACCAUGUAUUUUUCUGUAUUAUAUUUAUAUAAACAUAUCCUUUUCCAAUGCAAGUUGAUAAUAUAUUUUUUUCGCGUGAUUUAUUAAAUAUUAUACUUAUAUGACUAAAUUAUUUUAAAUUCAUACAUCGCAUUAUUAUUAAAGGUACGUUAUAUAUAUAUACUUAUAUAUAUAUACUUUGCUUUAUUUCGUGGGUUAUUAUAUUAGGAACUUAUGAGAAGAUAUUGUUUACCUUUAUCAUGUAUUUUAAUAACGGUUUAUCCAUCUUUUUGUGAUAUUUUUUUUUAGCUUUUUUAGUACAAAUUUUUAUUUUACAAGUUAAUUCGCUUUACAAAUGUAUGUUAGCCAACCAUAACCACCAUUCAUAUAUGUUGUACAAGAUAUAUGAAUGCAUGCAAAAAUGUUAUCGGGUAACUAUAUUAUAUUGUCGGAGAAAUAACAAUUCCCACACACAAUGCAAACUAUGGGGGAAAAAAUGGUUUUUAAAGAAAUCUUAAUAACUUAUGACACACGAAUUUGCCAUUAGGCCCUGAUCGCCUAUAAACUAAGUUUUCAAUGCAAUAAUAUUAACUUAAAUUAUAUGAUUUUAUAUAUCAUCACUUUAUUAUUUAUAUACAUCCAAAUUUUGUAUAUUAUCCACGAAUUAGUAAAUUAUCCAAAAAAAUAUA